UGCUGCCGCAGAUAAAAGCUUCAAGUCACGAGUUCGACCAUCAGAGAGGCUUGUUCUCCCUCUGAGGCAAGAGACAAAGGAAGGAGAAAUGGGAAACUUUCUGUACUUCUCUGCUGAAACAUGGACCCUGCUUGUUGCUUUUGUUACACUGCUGCUUGUGUAUGCGUACUGGCCUUAUGGGACCUUUAAGAGAUUAGGAAUUCCUGGUCCUAAACCAGUUCCCUUUUUUGGCACCAUGCUGGCCUACAGAAAGGGAAUCUUCAAUUUUGAUGAACAAUGUCGUAAGAAAUAUGGGAAAACAUGGGGCAUUUAUGAUGGCCGUCAGCCUGUCCUGUGCGUCACAGAUCCUGCCACCAUCAAAGCCGUUCUGGUUAAGGAGUGUUACUCUCUUUUCACCAACCGCAGAAAUUUCCGUCUAAAUGGACCGCUGUACGACGCCGUCUCUAUCGCUGAAGAUGAUCAGUGGAGGAGGAUCCGCAGCGUUCUGUCUCCAUCCUUCACCUCAGGAAGACUCAAAGAGAUGUUUGACAUCAUGAAGCACCAUUCUGCUAACCUGGUCAGCAGCAUGAAAAAGAAGGCAGACAAAGAUGAACCCUUAGAGCUGAAGGAGUACUUUGGUCCGUACAGCAUGGAUGUGGUCACCAGCACAGCCUUCAGUGUGGACAUCGACUCACUGAACAACCCCUCAGACCCCUUUGUCACUAACAUCAAAAAGAUGCUCAAGUUUGACUUUCUGAACCCUCUUCUCCUUGCCGUUGCUUUCUUUCCAUUCCUUGGUCCCAUACUGGAAAAGUUUGAGUUUUCCUUGUUCCCUGCAUCGGUCAUGGACUUCUUUUUUGCUGCACUGCGAAAAAUUAAGUCGAAUCAUGAGAACAACAAGCAAAAGAGUCGAAUCGACUUCCUGCAGCUGAUGAUCGACUCCCAGAAGAACAACCAGAACGGCCAGCUGGAUAAAGGUUUAAGUGAUCAUGAGAUCCUGUCUCAGUCCAUGAUAUUCAUCUUUGCCGGCUAUGAAACCACCAGCAGCUCUCUGACGUUCUUGGCUUUCAAUCUGGCAACAAACCCAGAGGUCAUGAAGAAGCUGCAGAAGGAGAUAGACGCCACCUUCCCUAACAAGGCUCCCAUUCAGUACGUACCACUGAUGGAGAUGGAGUACCUGGACUGUGUCGUCAAUGAAUCUCUCCGACUGUACCCCAUAGCUCCACGUCUGGAGCGUGUGGCCAAGGCAACUGUGGAGAUUAAUGGGCUGGUGAUUCCUAAAGAUAUGGUUGUCAUGAUUCCCACAUGGCCAUUACACAGAGACCCUGAACUGUGGCCUGAACCUGAGAAAUUUAAACCUGAGAGAUUCAGCAAGGAGAACAAAGACACGUUCGAUCCCUACACCUACAUGCCCUUUGGGGCAGGACCAAGGAACUGCAUUGGGAUGAGAUUUGCUGUGGUGAUGAUGAAACUUGCAGUGGUGGAGAUCCUCCAGAAAUAUGAUUUCUCUGUGUGUAAGGAAACAGAGAUCCCCUUUGAGUUGGAUGUCCAGGGUUUCAUUGCACCAAAACGACCUAUUCAACUGAAGCUCACGCCUCGCUCUGCAUCUUAGUUAAAGGGAGAUUCUCAUUUACAUCGUUGUGUUUAUAUAGGAUUGUGCUUUAACUGCCAGUCAACCAAAUGGUUGAGCGCAUUAUGAAUAAAAAAAUAUAUAUCUUCCCAAGGCAAUAAGAACAAGGAAAACAUGUUUU
Molecule: messenger RNA, 1730 nt
Organism: Oryzias melastigma (Indian medaka)
Lineage: Eukaryota; Metazoa; Chordata; Actinopteri; Beloniformes; Adrianichthyidae
Product: cytochrome P450 3A40
Exons: 13
Coding region: 89-1591 (500 amino acids)
Molecular function (GO): oxidoreductase activity, acting on paired donors, with incorporation or reduction of molecular oxygen, reduced flavin or flavoprotein as one donor, and incorporation of one atom of oxygen; steroid hydroxylase activity; iron ion binding
Source: RefSeq, a predicted model, not a curated record